Charadrius vociferus (killdeer) is the source of this 686-nucleotide messenger RNA. RefSeq names its product regulator of G-protein signaling 19 (gene RGS19). NCBI's taxonomy places the organism in Eukaryota, Metazoa, Chordata, Aves, Charadriiformes, Charadriidae. The record is from RefSeq and is a predicted model, not a curated record. The coding region runs from base 147 to 686 and encodes 179 amino acids. The transcript is spliced from 4 exons.
GGGGGUCUCGGCGGCACGGCUCACCCGCGGGCUGUGGGGAGCGGAGAGCAGCAGAAGAGCCCCCAAAGCACGACCCAACCCCGUCCACCGUGUAUGAGGCUGGGACGCAGUACGCAGGACCCGCGUCCGCAGAGACACCCCUUCCGAUGUCCCGGCAUGAGACUUCUCCGACAACGGUGCAACCCGCCAGCAACCACCGCCCCAAUGCCUGCUGCUUCUGCUGGGGCUGCUCUUUUUUGCCUUCCUCACGGGGACCCGGCAGCACCAAACCCACCCCGGAGGAGGUGCGGGGUUGGGCACAGUCCUUCGACAAGCUGAUGAAGAGCCCGGCGGGUCGCAACGUCUUCCGGGAGUUCUUGCGGACUGAGUACAGCGAGGAGAACAUGCUCUUCUGGCUGGCGUGCGAGGAGCUCAAAAACGAGUGCAACAAGCACACCAUCGACGAGAAGGCCAGGAUGAUCUACGAGGACUACAUCUCCAUCCUCUCGCCCAAGGAGGUGAGCCUGGACUCGCGGGUGCGGGAGGUCAUCAAUCGGAAGAUGCAGGAGCCGUCCUCGCACACCUUCGACGACGCGCAGCUCCAGAUCUACACGCUCAUGCACAGAGACUCCUACCCUCGCUUCCUGACCUCUGCCAUAUACAAAUCGCUGCUCCAGAGCGUCUCCCGCUCCUCUUCGGAGUCCUAA